Nymphaea colorata (pocket water lily) is the source of this 2881-nucleotide messenger RNA. RefSeq lists its product as uncharacterized. The transcript has 18 exons. The coding region runs from base 1432 to 2685 and encodes 417 amino acids. NCBI's taxonomy places the organism in Eukaryota, Viridiplantae, Streptophyta, Magnoliopsida, Nymphaeales, Nymphaeaceae. The record is from RefSeq and is a predicted model, not a curated record. Gene Ontology annotation, cellular component: membrane; cytoplasm.
CAAAAAUACAAUUUGCGUUAGGAACUGUUCACAUUUUCUAACGAGGUAUCAGGUAUGUCUCUGGCUCUCUGCGGUAGGAAACCCCAGCACUUCUCCCACGAAAACUAAAAAAAUCACGCUCCCCCGAAGCUCAUCUCGCUGUCUACAAUUUUGAUCUGUCACCGGCGUUUCACUCUCGUGAAGCUCCCUUGCCUACGGUCUUGCCCUUGCCUCCGGCCAUUUUUGAUUUGGUAUUGUUGGCAUUUCACUUCCACGAGGCUCCCCUCACCAUCGCCCCGACAUUCCUAAUUUCCUAUCCUUCAACCUCAGUUAUUUUCUUCACCUUCACAUUCUUCUAGCUGUUGUACUUCGUGAAAAGGAGUGGAGGAGCUCCCAAACGACGUCUGAAAUCAUUUCGCAGAAAAGGGAUUACUGCUGCUUCUGGGAUAGCAGGAGAAUUGGGGAUUCCACUGACACAUUGACGUAUUGCUAACAGCUGCCUCUUGACGUUUGCGUGCUCAUCCUGGAGAUGCCACUGGUAAACUUGCGAAGGAAACACAGAUCAGAUCUGGAAUGCUAUUCUGCUGCAACAUGAGCAACCUUCACCUGACUUAUGCCCAACAAAACAACGAGGUAACUAUCGGCAGCAAUAGAUUUAUAACGAGUCUGGCGGGGUCUUACGCACUAAGUCAAGUGUGCGACACGUUCUUAAAUCGUAUAAUUGAAGUCAAAAUCAUUGCUGUUACUGCACACCGCCAACAGUAACGAUUAUAUCAACGAAAUUCACCUGUUUUUUCCGUCCUCGAGGAGUAAGAAAACAAUUUUAAAAUCAAGUCCAGCUGCUCGAAUGGAGAAGCAAUGUAUGCAGGUAGCGCACGGUAAAAUAAAAACACACAAAACGUGGCAAAGAGCAGCAGCAGCCUUGUUCCAAGAGCACAAACCGAGCGUUAGCCGGAAGGGAACUCCAAAAACGGUUCGCCUUUCCCUCCCUCUCUCUCUGUGAAGGAAGAAGCACGGCCAGUUGCAUCGGAUGUAGUACGGGAGGGAUUGGUUCCACCCACAUUGAGAAGGCAUCAUUACUAAUAUAUCAACCUAUGCUUGGAGCUAAUGUAACGACGCCUGCAAGUAGUCCUCUUCUCCGGCGCUCAGCCAGCAGGCCUGUUAUACUUGAGUUUCGUACUAUUUCCCAAUCUUCAUACUGGUCAUGUUAGAAACAAGCGAAAUGAUGUCAGCAGGUUCUCCUAAGCAUGGUGCUACAAUAAUGCCAUCCUCAGCCUUGCUGUGGAGAUUAAAGCUAUGUCAAAGACUCACAUGGAUGAAUAUGCAUGUGGCGAGUUUUCUGCAAGCACUUAGUGCACAUGGGAAGCAAGCUUCAAAAGUUAGAAUUGAGAAAUGCUGCACUUCUGUAUUGCCUGAGAAAACACCCACACAGCGGGGAGAAUUGCACUAAAUAUGAAGAAAGCACACAUCGCUAAAAUGAAAGCUGUUGGUUUUAAGGAGGUGCUUCUUUUUCUGCUUUGGGGUUUUAUUUGCUGCAAGAUUGGGGUGGACUCCGUGAUAAGGAUGAAUGCAGAUUUACGUGAUCUAUUUCUGUAUGAAGUCUUCUUGUAUUAUAACCCUAUGCUUCUUGUGACUAUGAUGGUUUGGCUAUGGGGAAUAAAUUUAUGGGUCUUUUCUCAGUCACCUGCAAACUAUGCAAAAAUUUUUGAUCUUGAUCAUACUCAUCUCACUCAUAGCGAUAUGUGGAAGUGUGCAACAUGGAUGACCAUUAUUGUUCCGACAAGUAUGACUGCAUACCUUUAUUUAUACUCUCAUGGAGAAGUGUCUUUGGCUGCUUCACAACCAGUACUCCUGUACACUGCUGUUUUUAUGGUCCUCAUAUUUCCAUUUGAUAUUUUUUAUUUAUCUUCUCGUUACUUUUUUCUGAAGACACUAUGGCGAAUCAUCCUGCCAUUGCAGCCAAUAACAUUUGCAGAUUUUUUUAUUGCCGACAUUUUAACCUCCAUGUCAAAGGUAUUGUCAGACCUAGAGCGUUCAGUAUGUAGGAUGGUCCAUCGUCAGGUUGCAACAAUAGCAUGGUUUGAAGCUGAUUCUGUUUGCGGUAGUCAUUCUGUUGCAAUUCCUUUGGUGCUGGUUCUUCCUUACAUAUGCCGCUUCUUCCAAUGCAUUCGGCAAUACAAGGAUACUAAGGAAAAAACAUGUCUUUUUAAUGCUCUGAAAUAUUCAACUGCAGUCCCAGUCGUAUUCCUUUCUGCACUCAAAUAUCAUGUGUUUCCUGAAAGCUGGGUGAGCUUUUAUCGCCCAAUGUGGCUUUUCUCAAGUGUUGUAAAUUCACUUUAUUCUUUUUACUGGGAUGUGAAGCAGGAUUGGGAUUUGAGUGUUUUCUCCAAAAUUUUCAAGUUCAAAGCACCUACCAUAUGCUCAAACUUGUUAUAUGGACAUCAAUGGGUCUAUUAUUGGGCAAUAGGUAGCAAUCUCAUACUCCGGUGUACAUGGACAUACAAACUUUCUGCACAUCUUCGACAUAAUUACCUGACUGUCUUCACCAUAACAGCCCUGGAGAUAUUCCGACGGUUCCAAUGGAUUUUCUUUCGGGUUGAGAAUGAGUGGAACAAAAUGGCUAUGAAGCAAGGUUUGCAGGCAUCCAUGAGUGAACUUCCGACUGAGGAAGAUAAGCUACUUGGCUCGACCAACCACAAUGUUUAAGCUCAUACCUUAUAUUUUUUCUCGGUUCUUUAUUUUUUGAUGGUUGGAAUCAGUUUCAGAUGAUCCUCCAUAAAAUUAUGGUUAUCCCGUUCCGUGCAUUGUGUAUAAUUUGUUCGGAAAAUGAAGAUUCCAGGAAGAUAAGUAGGCUCUUUUGUUUUCUAGUUGAAGAUUUUCUAUAUUAAAUUAUUCAUUCUCA